Messenger RNA from Panicum virgatum (switchgrass), 630 nucleotides. RefSeq lists its product as uncharacterized. The record is from RefSeq and is a predicted model, not a curated record. NCBI's taxonomy places the organism in Eukaryota, Viridiplantae, Streptophyta, Magnoliopsida, Poales, Poaceae. The coding region runs from base 1 to 630 and encodes 209 amino acids. The transcript has a single exon. Gene Ontology annotation, biological process: protein ubiquitination. Gene Ontology annotation, molecular function: protein binding.
AUGGCGUCGUCGUCGUCGUUGCCGGCGACGCUGCGGAUGCUCCGCGCCGCGUGGCGGGGCGCCCAGGAGGCGGUCUCCUUCUCCUCCACCCGCCUGCGGCAGCACACUGGCACGCACCUGCACCGGAUCGACCGCUACUCCGCGGUCGACGCGGCGGCGCUCGCCGGGCAGCGCAUCGAGACGGCACUGUUCCGCGUCGGCGGCCACGAGUGGCGGCUCCACUUCUACCCCAGGGGCGUCCUCGCUGCUUCCGACGACGACGCCGGCCGCGUCUCCGUCGACCUUAUUCUCUGGUCCCGCCGCGACCCCUGGUGGAGUCUGAUCCCCGCCACGCCGUCGGACGUGACCGCCGCGUACAGGGUGAGCAUCGCCCUCGACGGCGACGGCGGGAACCGGGCGUUCUGCACGGCCGUGGGGCCGCACCGCUUCCGCGGCAGCUUGUGCAGCUCCGGCGCCAUGGACGUGGCCACGGUGGAGGAGCUGAGGGCGGCGCUGCGGCGCGGGGAGGGCGCCGGCGACGGGAUCGUCGUCCGGUGCGACGUCACCGUGACGAGCCUCGAGAAGGAGUCCCGGAUCAUGUGGUGCAUUCGUCAGCUAGUUAGCAAAAUAAAUUUGGAUUCAAUUCGAUGA